GGUAAACUUGAACGUAAACCCAGAAAAAGUCUUCCCGAUUGUCGAGUGUGUGAACACGUUUCUUUGCGGGCUGAUGACAGGAAUAGCUGUGGAGCAGCCAUCAAGAAUGACUAUGAAGGACGCUGUGCACGACUGACGAUGAGUUUGUCUGCAUUCCCUCAGAUCUCCGGCGUCGUGUUAUACUACAUAGACCGUACUCGUGGUCUGCCGUGGCUAAUUGUCGCUGGGCUGCUUUUAUUUAACAUGCCUUACACUCUGUUAGUUCUGAAGCCCUAUUUCAUCGACCCUAUCAUCCACGAAAAUGUCUGUUCGAAAAAGGAUCCUACCUACGUAGUGGAUCGUGUUGUGAAGUGGAGCAGGGCUCAUUUAGUUCGUGUCUUGAUCAAUAAGAUUGCAUUCGCAGUGUGCAUUUAUACAAUUGUUUACUAGCUUAGCUUGUACGUAACAAUCUGAUUACCACUUUGACGUGCUCCGUGUAAAUAAAGUGCUUGAUGUGGUUUUUCCUGAGGAGAGAAAAACUCAAAACUGCUCACAAGUUCAUCCUGAGCUUCUCUAGAUCGUGUAACAUGAGGAUUGAUUUAGAAACUCUUGAAAUUUUUUUUGUUUUUUUUUUAAGUGUUACGAAAACAUAAAAUACAAUUUAAUCAACUUUGCAUAGAUUCCUCUUUAUAUAUGCACAAUAUUCAGUUCCGGCUAGAGAUCGCUGAUGUGAUGAUGAUUUAAUUAGAAUUAAAUUACAACCCUAUUCAGAGAACUGUGGACUUACAGCUCUUGAAAGACUACUACUGCAGUUUGUUGUUGAUUUCACGAAAAACCUGGGAGUGUUAAAUGAAAGUUCAAGCUUACCAAAAUACCGUAAAUAAAAAAAUGUAAAAAAAAAAUAAAUAAAAAUGAGGGGAUCUGGGCACUACAAACCCUUCGAGAUUCGCUGGGCAGCCCCACUAAACUUUACACACGUGGUACAAUCACCCUCUUUCGCCGGCCAUCUUGAAAUUACGACAUAAUGGUGGGUAAGAAGACAAAAAAGUCAAAUUAUUUUAAUCUGUUACCCAGCCAAAACUUCCUAUCGUAUCAUUUAGACUCAAUAUAAACUAAUCUGCAAACUCACCAAAUUUGACGCUAAAAUAUAACAUAUUUGGCAUGGAAUUUUGCGUUUAGUUUCGUUACGGUGCUGUUCGAACUUGCGUUUAGACUUAAUUUUGGGGGGAUCACACGGAAAAUGCUCCUUUAAACCUUUCACGAUGUCGAAUAGAAAGCUUAAUUCUGAAUUCGAACGUUAAACUGUGUCCUUCUAUGUAUAAAAUUGCCAAGGUAGUUUGCUCUCGACGGAGCAAACGAAGAAAAAUGUACUGGUCAUCAGAUAAGCUGGGAGAAAAUAAGGCUGCCUUUGAAAUACAUCCAUGGUUUGUGUUGUAUUUAUUGAAACACAUACAAAGAAAAUAGCAAAUGGCAAGAAGAGUGUUGUUAGUCUAAAGAUGAGAGACAAAUUUUCGUUUUUCAUCCGUAAUGGUGAAUCAUGUGCAGUCUGUUAAAACUAUUUGGAAUUUAUGAUGUAUGUCUUGUCAUCGAAAUGUUUCCUCGAGGCCCCUGAAGUCUAACCAACGGUCAAAUAGUGUCUCUCCUUUAAAAUUGUUGAAGUAGGAAACACUCAUGAGUGCAAUAGCUUAUAUGAUCUCAAAUUUUUCCUAUGUGUAGAGCUUGUGUCUGAAGAGAUGGGAUAUGUUCCCAUGAAAAUAGCUUAACUACAAAAAAUCUAUACUGACCCGAACAAUCAAGCUGUAUAGUUUUGUCCCUUAUAACAGGCCUUUAGCUUAUUUUUAGUUACUGUGGUCAAAUUAAGUCUCGUAUGAUCUUAAACAGAGUGGGAUCAUAAAACUCUGGUCAAACUAUAAAGUCUCGUGUAAUCUUAAACAUAGUGGGACCAUAACACUAGAGUAACUCAAUUUAAGUCUAUCAUCUUUUUUUCUCUCUAGAAUGGUACACAACCAGUUUAAGAAGCUGGAUUUUGUGUAUUUGGUGUGACACAAGUGUAAAAAUAACUUGGGAUUCUUUGCAUUGUGUGUCAUUUUUGAGGACUGUACAUUUCAAAAAAUUCUGCCUGUGACUAUGUUCCCAAACACCUAAGACAGUUUCUAAAGCUCUUUUAAGCCAUCCAUCAGCCACUGUAAGAAUUGUGCUAUCCAAUUUACAUUAAAUGGAUAGCCAUGAUGUAAGAAUGAAAAAUACAUGCUUGUUGUCUUUUCUUCUAGGCGGCUAGACCAUUAAUAACAGUAUACGAUGAGGCAGGAGAAAAUGUUGGACAGACCACCCUGCCUGCUGUUUUCAAAGCUCCCAUUCGUCCUGAUGUUGUGGGCUUUGUCCACACCAACAUGGCCAAGAACAAACGGCAACCUUAUGCUGUGAACAAGCUUGCAGGUCAUCAGACAUCUGCUGAGUCCUGGGGUACUGGUCGUGCUGUUGCCAGGAUUCCUCGUGUGAGAGGUGGUGGUACACACCGCUCAGGCCAGGGUGCUUUUGGCAAUGUAUCCUUGAACUUGAGAUUAUUUUAAUACAAACCAAUUUUUUUCAUCAUAUGUAUUGUUUAAAUUUCCUGAAAUCAAAGUCCAGAUGGUGAUGGGCCUAAAUCAUUCGUUUGUACCAAAGGAGUUUGAAAUAAUUUUGUCAUACCUAUGAUGCUCUUUUUAAACUUGUGCUCCUGACUAUUUAUGCUAGGUUUGCAUCAUGCAUUUCCAUGUCUAAGUGUGUUAUGAUUUCAAAGGUCAUAGUUACUUGCUAUCUUUUGUCAUGUAGGUGGCAUUUGACAAUUUGGUUAAUCUGGCAAUAUGCCAGGCAUGUGGCUUACCUUAACUUGAAAUUCCCUUUAACCCUGUGUUAGAUUUCUGUUUGUUCUUAAUUAAUGCUAAUUAGAUUGCAUGCUUUUCUGUAACAUCAAAUAUGUUAUAAUUGGAUUGGAAUGCAAAUGUUAAGAUAAUCCCAUUCAUGGUUGAACUCUUGUCUUUCAUAGAUUUUGGUGUCUAAAUCAGGAGUUCUAAGUCGCUUAACACAAACCACAUUCUCAGCCAACCAAAUAAUUGACCUUGUGUUGUUAUCCUAGGAAGAUCUUGAAGUUCAUCCUAACAUUUGACUGGCCCAAAUCUAUCCUCGCUGUAUGUGCAUGUUGCAGUUAUGACCAUAUAUAAUUGUAUGCUGUCUGAAGGGGGUUUCUUAUGAAUGGGAAUACUAUAUGCACCCUAUUUAGGAGUUACGGUAUGUUUGCUGCAAUAGUUUUGUACUUCCUUUACUUGCAACUUAGAUGUGUAGAGGUGGACGUAUGUUUGCUCCUACAAAAACCUGGCGACGCUGGCAUCGAAAGAUCAAUCAGAAACAGCGCCGAUAUGCUAUGUGCUCAGCCCUGGCUGCUUCUGCCCUCCCUGCUCUUGUGAUGGCUCGUGGUCACCAUGUUGAUGAGAUCCCUGAGGUUCCAUUGGUUGUUUCAGAUGGAAUUGAAUCCCUUCAGAAGACUAGUGCUGCAGUAAAGCUCCUUAAGUCAAUAAAUGCUUAUGGAGAUGUAGAAAAAUGCAAGGAGUCGAAGAAGAUCCGUGCAGGCAAAGUAAGUUUGGACUGAAGAAUUUGAAAACAGUUGAGCAUUUCUAUGUUCUGAUGGAGGGUUCAACCUAAGUGAUUCUUGAUAGAAAGAGGAUGAACCCCUUGGUUGUAGACCAGCCAGAAGGCAUUGCAAAGGUAAAAUAUGGUAUUGCGAUGAUGCAACCAGUUGCAAAACUUGAUAUUCAGUACCCUUUACAUGUUAACAACAUUGCCCUUCCUCAUAGUGAAUGGAAAACUAGGUUCUAAUUUUAAAAACCAAGUUAAUCUUGAUUAUUUUUCAAUUGAAGAUUUCCUCUCUUAUAUAUUUGUACCUUGGUAAUAUUCAUUUUAAAUUUGCUAUCAGGGCAAGAUGCGCAACCGUAGGACUGUGAUGCGUAAAGGGCCCCUCAUCAUCUACAACGAAGAUCAUGGAGUGAAAAAGGCUUUUCGCAAUUUACCAGGGGUUGAUAUCUUGUCAGUGGAUCGUCUGAAUCUUCUGAAGCUUUGCCCUGGUGGUCACCUAGGCAGGUAGGAGGACACAAGAUGAAUAUCAAGAACAUGAGUUUAUGUUACUCCACAUUACCAUGGCUUGUACACUCUUAAAGUCAACACACAGUUAACUGCUGCUUUUGAUAUCAGUCUCAAUAGUUUAGGAUAUCAUGAGCGGUUGAUUCAGAUCUUCAAUGUAUUUUGUUUGUUCUGUCUCAUAGGUUUUGCAUCUGGAGCAAGGGAGCAAUCGAGAAGCUUGAUGCCUUGUAUGGAACAGGAAAGAAACCAUCCACAGAAAAGAAGGAUUUCAAGUAAGAAAAUUUUGAUUUCAUUUUUGUUAAGUUGAAGUAAGGGGAUUGCUGCAAAUGUAGCCUACUGCACAUAAGAUUUAAAGUGUUAAAGCUUACUAAUUUUGCUUGAGCCUUCUUGCAGUUGCAACUUUAGACUUGACCACAGCAAUGUGGGAGAAUAAGUUAUCAGUUGUACUGAGAGGCUUGACAAAUGAAUGAAGGCAUGGUGGACUCUUCCCUCUAGGUCUAAUCACUUUAGAGUAUUGAAUGAGUGUGUUGAAUUGGUCUGCAAUCACAAGCAUUUCCCAGAAGAGUUAAUCAAAAUUGGUACUUAAUAUAUCUUACCUAAAAAAUUUAAAAUUAGCUGAAAAGCUAGAAUACCAAUUGAAGUGCCUGUCAUUGUUCCUUCUACUAGAGUGUUUAGGUGUCUUUGAGACUUGGCCACAAUGAUUGACUGGAAUUGGUUCAGGGCUUUUGAGGUUCUUAGCUUGAAUCACCCAUUAUAGAACUCAAGUGUUUUUAUGUGUUUUUGAGAGGUUGUCAUGAUAAUUAUACCAAUUGCAUGUAAUGAAUUGACACAGCUUUCUCGUUUUACCCUUUAAAGUCUUCCCAAAACAAUCAUGAGCAAUGCUGACCUCAAUCGCCUCAUCAACAGUGAGGAGAUACAGUCUGUUAUCAGACCUGCUGGGUAAGUAAUAAUUAGAUUGUAGAUGUGUGCAAGGUGAUGUGGUAGCAAUUGAGUGUAAUUGUUUCCACUGUACUGCAAGAAGCAAAUCCAGUUAGUUGAUGACUGUAGAAAAUUCAAAUUUGUGGUGUUGAAACUUUUUCAACAGCCUGUAUGGUAUAACAUUUUGGCAGACCAUCCCUAUUCUGAUGUGAUGGGAUUUGUAUGGUUUCAAUUUGAUAGUUCUUAUUGAAAAUUUUAACGGGAAAUUCCCAAUCUAAAUGGAAGGCACAUCAUCUACAUACUCGAUUCUCAAGUGUUGUAACUAUUUACAGGGCAGCUAUGGUUUCUAGGCUCACUUACAAAAAAAAAAGUACAAUCCCAUUUGGGACACAGGCUACAUGAAUGAAUGACAGUACAUCUUUUUCAUCUCUGUUUGCUUUGGUGAUAAGCAUUGGAAAAACUUGAUUAGUAGCAAUUAGAGUUCACAUCUCAUAAUAUCAUUGGAAAUUUUUUCCUAAGAGACCUCAUUCACAGUGGUGGCUUUGUGUAUCCCAGAUUUGAUUGACACAUACACAUGUACCUUCUCCCUACGGUGUAAAUGUGUUUUUUUUUAAUGUCUUUUUUUGUGUAUCUGGAAUAAAUUUAGAAAGAUUUUCUCAGAGUUUCAUUAACUCUCUCCAUACAAUGUCACCUCUGAAUCACACAUUAAAGUCAGGAAAAAUAAAGGAAGUGUUAAAGCUCUUGAUAUCUAAACAAGUUCUCUUUGUCAGCACCUUAAGAACAGUAUGGAGAGUUUGUAUACAGAUGUUAGGGUGUGAAACGUUAACGGUUAAUAGAAAAUUAUAUCAGCCUGUUGGGAGAGGUACCAAUCAGAUCUGUUGGGGUGAAAGGGCAAGAUAAACUGAGGUGUCGUUCUUGAGGUCAUGGGUCCAAAUCCCUUACAGGCCUGAAGUUUUCUUUCAGGCCUCAUUUUUACCACUGAUUAAUUGGUGUUCAUUCCUCUGAAGAUCGCUCUCAUUCAUUUCUUAAUCUGCAUUUCACAUAUAUCAUUUUAAUAUAUUCACAAUCAUUUAUUCAUCAAUUCACGGAUUUAUUACGAACCAACUUGAUGACCAGCUCCCAGUUGGCUUGUUAACUCAGUUGGUAGAGCACUGCACUGGUAUUGCUAAGGUCGUGGGUUUAAAUCCCGUACGGGCCUGAACUUUUUCAGAAGAUCGUCUUCAUUUAUUUCAGAUCUUAUUGCUGAUUAAAAUUGAAUUUUUGAUUUUUUAGACCUAAGAGGACCCGCCGAGCAAUCCGUAAGAAGAAUCCACUCAAGAAUUUGGGCGUGCUGAUGAAGCUGAACCCUCACGCUAAGAGUGUCAAACGUGCUGAGAUGCUGACUGUAGAGCGGAGAAGGGCUGCUAAAGAGGCAGUACUGAGCAAGAAGAGAGAAGGAAAAUAA
Pocillopora meandrina is the source of this 6454-nucleotide messenger RNA. Lineage: Eukaryota; Metazoa; Cnidaria; Anthozoa; Scleractinia; Pocilloporidae. The record is from the annotation of a GenBank genome assembly.